Leguminivora glycinivorella is the source of this 2951-nucleotide messenger RNA. RefSeq names its product insulin-like growth factor-binding protein complex acid labile subunit. NCBI's taxonomy places the organism in Eukaryota, Metazoa, Arthropoda, Insecta, Lepidoptera, Tortricidae. The transcript is spliced from 2 exons. Gene Ontology annotation, molecular function: protein binding. The record is from RefSeq and is a predicted model, not a curated record. Bases 110 to 2830 code for a protein of 906 amino acids.
UGUUGAUCAGUUCAACGGUAGCCUUUGCAACGGAUUGUUGAUAUAAUUGUAAUAUUAAUUUAAUGUUUUCAAUUAAAUCAGUCUGUAUUCAGUGCGUUUUGGAUUGACCAUGGAUUUUAAAGUAUUUUUAUAUAUUGCCACAUUCGUCUUCCUAUCAUGUUUACGGGGAACGUCAGGCACAUGUGCAAUCAAAGACCGCAAAGAUUGCACUUACUCGGUGGUCUGCGAGUUCCAUCCAGGCUCCGUCAGCAGCCCCUGCAACUCCAACGCACACGUCAACUUCAUCAUCAAGGAGUCCUCCCUCGAGACCCUCACCACCGGCUUCUUCGGGGCCACCAACUUUGACUCCAAAGUCAGGAGCAUCCAAGCCGUCAACAACAAGUGGACCAACAUCGAAUCCUACGCCUUCAAAUACUACUCCAAAUGCACCGACCUUAACCUCGCCAAUAACAACAUCAAAAAUAUAAAAAACAACGCUUUUAGACUAUUGACCGUUCUCAAUUCACUAAACUUGUCUAGAAAUGAAAUUGACCAUUUAAAUUCAGACUCUUUUAAGAUUGCUGAUUCAGGUGUAAAUGCAAUAAUAAUCCUCGAUCUCUCAAGUAACUUAUUGACGAAAAUUUCAAGUGAACCGCUGAGUAAGAUGACGAACUUAGAACAUUUGUACUUGCAGAACAACAAACUUAACUCUUUGGCAGAUGAUAGUCUUCUAGCUUUGAAAAGCUUAACAAUCCUUAAUUUACGGAACAAUCAGCUGACAGCUAUUAAUGCUACCCUCAUUAAUUUGAAAUCGUUAUUGGCAUUAGAUUUGGCUCAUAAUAAUUUGAUUAAAUUAUCAGGGUUUGAAGUAAACCGCUUAGGAUCUCUGUUAUUCUUGAACUUGAGUAACAACGCUAUACAGGAAAUCGAGUCUAACAGCUUUACUCAAACUACUAGCCUUAAGUCGAUUGACCUAAGAAAUAAUAAAAUCAAAUCAACUAUAGAUGAUAAAAUGUUCAGCAACAAUAAUCAACUGCAAUACUUAAACAUGUAUAAUAACAGUAUCGAGCAUAUACAAGAUGAUGCAUUUAUAAACAAUGUUCUAACUACACUUAAUUUAGAGAAGAAUGAUUUAAAAGGAGAUAUAUCUGGACAAACAUUUAAAGGAAUAUCAAAAAUUACUACGCUCGAUUUGUUCAAUCAUAGUAUAACAGCUAUAAGAAACGACGCAUUUUAUACAGCUGAUAGUCUCAUGUCCUUGAAUCUGAGUAGAAAUGAUAUAAAUACAAUCGAAGUUAACAGUUUCAGGAAAGGGACGAAUUUGAGCAUUUUAGACUUCUCCCACAAUAAUAUAUCAAAUCUAGAUUUUUUACAAGAUGCGUUAGAAGUUCUCACCGAGCUUUACAUUAAUGAUAAUAAACUCACUGUCAUAAAACAAGGUACAUUUGCUAACCAAACGAAAUUGAAGAAACUGGACUUGUCAAUGAAUUUCAUCCUUACCAUUGAAAACUUUUCAUUACCUCUUCUGAGUUUGCAAUAUCUAAAUGUAACUGGUAACCUUUUGCAAGGGUCUCUUAAGAGUGACGUUCUAAGUCCAUCAAAAUUUAUCCGAUUUUUAGACUUGAGCAGUUUCAACCUUACCAGUGUUGAACACAAAGCAUUUGUCGACUCACCUCUACUUGCUAGAGUGAACCUUUCGCAUAAUUCGAUCAACUUUAUAGAAUCAGAAAACUUUAUAAAUAUGGGCAAUUUGUACAGUUUGGAUAUAUCCUGGAACAACCUAAGAACUUUGCCAGUAAAUAAUAGCAAAUUACCAAAUCUUAAGUCACUUUAUUUAAACAACAAUUAUUUACAAGGCAUUUCCAAUUCCUUUUCAGACAUAUCAAAUGUAAUUUACCUUGACAUUUCUGUUAAUAAUAUUACUGAUAUAUCUGAGCCAAUAUUUCAAACAUUACUGAAUUUACGUGUUUUACAUGCUUCUAGUAAUAAGUUGACGCAGUUUAAUAACCCACGUACAAACUCUCUCACAAAGUUAAUGACUUUAAGCUUAUCUUCAAAUGAUUUGUCUGAUAUAAACUUAAGUUUCUACCCAGAUUUGAUUAACGUCGAUUUGAGUCACAAUAGAAUCAGUUCCAUAAACAAUUCCUUCUUCCAAAACCUGGAUUACUUACAGUCCAUUGAUUUGAGCUUUAAUAAUAUCACUAAAUUGACUCCCGGUACAUUCCAAAGCCUUAAAAUUUUAAAGCUUCUCAAUGUAUCUUCGAACUCAAUUAGAGACUUGCGCUACGGCAGUUUCAAAGGCCUUGGAAGAGUAGAAGUUAUAGAUGUAUCACGAAACGCUAUACAGGUCCUAGACGUGCACAUAUUCCACGAAUGCACAGAGUUGAAACAAUUGAUUAUUGAUUACAACUACAUCACUCAGCUGGACAUUGAGAGUUUAGUUACAACCGCUACUAAGCUCAACGUCCUCAGUUUAGGCGGCAAUCCAAUCUUGUGUAAAGAAAUUGUGAGAAAUUACAAUUCAGGCAUUGGAGGGAGGCGCGUUGAAGUCACUUCUGUGCAUAAGGUCUUUGAGGAGGAUAAUGUUCACGGAAUUUGGUGUGGUAGCGGAACUGUGUCAUCAACUACAGCGGCUUCUAGUACUGCUACUUUGACAGAACCCAGUGGUACCAACGCUAUAUCCCACGUUCUGCUGGCCUGGUGUACGGUGUUGACGAUUUUGAUACUCGUUGUAAUUGUUGGCAGUUAUUUUUAUAAAAGAAACCAAGAACCGUUUGAAAUAAGACAGUCAAGUAGCAAACGAAGUUGCUCCACAGAAUUUGAAUACCAAAGCGAUCUAUUAUUAGAAUAAGUUAUUAUAUUAAGAUACAAAUUAAUUUAUUGUAUUUAUUAGUAAUUUGUUUAAAAAUAAGUUUUAUUUAUAGAAAGAGUCGCCAAGCUUUGUAAAAAAUACCAAUAGUUAAAUAAUUAAA